UCUCUGUGGGUGGGCCAAACCAAACUGUUCUCUUUGCAAAUCCAUUGUUCCCUAAAACCUCAGCGUCCAUUCAGGGAAACCUCAGACAGGAUCAGCCAAUUCAGAUUUCUCCUUCCACUCGUUUCCCAUCUCAAAAAGUUAUGAGAGAUAGAGAGAGAGAGAUUUACUUUUUACAGAGCAGUGAAUUGCUGUUGCACACAACUAUUUAGCAGCUGAAGAGAAAGAGACCCAAGCAACCUUUUCAUUCAUUUGCUCUCUGUGUCCUCUACAAUUAUCCUCAACAGGGUCAUUUCUGCCAUUAUUACCUGGUUUGAGAGCUUUAAUACAGAGGACCAAGGAUUCAAACACAGAGAGAAAUGCAUCAACAGGCAGAUGGCUCUCACUCACCUGCUUUUAUCUCUCCAUCGUUGCAGAGAGGGCCUGUUCCAUCUCCACGGGCACUUGGGACGAAAACCCCUUCCGAUGAUGCUCAAGCGGUAGCCUCACAGAAGAGCCACAGCGAGGCGGAAAGGAGACGCAGAGAGAGAAUCAAUGGGCACCUCUCCACUCUCCGGCAGCUCCUCCCAUGCACCAGCAAGAUGGACAAGGCCUCGCUGCUCAGAGAAGUGGUCGACAGCCUGAAGGAGCUGAAGAGGAAGGCAUCAGAAAUCAGCAAGGACCUCUCUUGCCCAACUGACACCGACGAAUUGAGAGUCGAAUUGUGCAAUUCAGGAUCCCCCAACAGUGCUUUCCCUCUCAUCAAGGCCUCUUUUUGCUGCGAAGAUCGACCCCAACUCGUGGCCGAUCUAAUCCGAGCACUCCAGAGCUUAAGGCUAAGGACUGUCAAGGCCAACAUCUCCACCUUAGGUGGUAGAGUGAGAAAUGACUUCAUAUUCAUGGCUAGAGAGAGGGUUAGUGUUACCACAAUUCAGGAAGCUUUGAGGGCUGUUCUGAUAAGGGGCAGCAAUGGUGAAUCCACAUUGGAUGCCUGCAACAAGAGGCAAAAGAGGAUUCUAAGCUUUGUUCAUGGCCUGUUCUAGCUCUCCUCCCUCAAUUAUUUGCUACAAGACACAGCCCAUGUAUGUGUAUGGUUCAGAGCUCGGGUAUCCAUCGUCGAUUCUCGACAACGGAUGAUGGAGAUUAUACUAUCUUCUCAUUGUUAUGUGUCACGUGGGUAUGAUUAAUCUCCAUGAAAGUUGUUAAGAAUCAACAGCUGAUACCAUAGUGCGGACCUUAUACAGUAAACAGGUUACGUGUCGUGGACUUUCUCUUUUUGUGAACUAUUGUCAUUUUUAAGGGAAAACCGUUCAUGCUAGCA
Molecule: messenger RNA, 1297 nt
Organism: Amborella trichopoda
Lineage: Eukaryota; Viridiplantae; Streptophyta; Magnoliopsida; Amborellales; Amborellaceae
Product: transcription factor bHLH30
Biological process (GO): regulation of DNA-templated transcription
Molecular function (GO): protein dimerization activity; DNA-binding transcription factor activity
Source: RefSeq, a predicted model, not a curated record